UUCUGGAUAAAUAAACCUUCUAAAACGAUUGUCUUCAGGAUCCCAAGAAUUGUCGAAGAGUCGGUUAAAGACAUGGAUUCACAAACCAGUCUUCAUGAACUUUCAGAAAGAUGCCUGUCGCCUAGUCGUCGGAGCAAUCGAAUUCAAUCAAAGCAGGCUUUGGGUGAUUGCACAAAUGAAACACAAAACACAUCUUUUACUAUAGAAGUUCCUUCUACCCCCCGUAGAAAAAGGAUUCAUGAACCAUUCUUGGAGAAUUUAACACCACAGAAAAAAGCAAAGCGCGAUCUGAUCACAAGCCAGAAUGAAGAAGAUAUCAAUAAAAGCAAUGAAAAAGGAUGUAAAGAAAAUACACCACCAGAUUACAUGGAACUUCCUUCUACUCCAAAAACGCCUCGAACCCCUCGCACACCAAGGCGGACCAUCCAGCUUGUGACUCCUAGGUCUUUAAAUCGCAUGAAUAAAUUGACUCCAUUUGCUAGUCGUCUUUUGCAAGCUACUCCUCACAGACAAAUUGUUCCUCCAACUCCUUCAACACCUUCUACUCCCUCUGCGUACAAUCCUGUUAAGACAUGUCUACGGAAAUCCCAUCGUUCCACCGGUGUAGUAGGGCGUGAAAAAGAAAAGCAUUUUUUGGAAUCUUUUUUUAGUCAGAAUCUAACCGGCGAGCCAACGGGAGCGGCUCUUUACAUUAGUGGUGCACCGGGCACUGGUAAGACUGUGCUGGUAAGUGAAGUGUUGCAAGGUAUUGUGGGAAAGUUUAAGAAUGCUCAAGUGUGUAAUGUGAAUUGCAUGACCAUUACAGAGCCCAAAAUGAUCUUUGAAAGAGUUUACAGUCAACUUUUUGACAAGGUUUGCACUCCUGAUGAGGAGGACUCCCAUUCUACAUAUCAGACUCAAUUGAAGGAAUACUUUACCAAAAAUGAUUCUUCCUCUCUCCCUCCAAUUAUUCUAGUUUUGGAUGAAAUGGACCAUCUUAUUGCUCGUGAACAGCAGGUUCUGUAUACGCUAUUUGAAUGGCCUUCUCUUCCCAUGUCCCGGCUCAUCCUAGUCGGUAUUGCAAAUGCACUCGAUAUGACAGAUCGGUUUCUUCCUCGUUUGCAAACCAAAAAUAUUCUGCCAACAUUACUUUCGUUUACUCCGUACUCGGCUCAAGAAAUUUCUACGAUUAUAAAGGCAAGGUUAAAUUCUGCUUUUCUACAACAAAAAACUGGAGAUGGAUAUCCAAACAAGCUCGAGGAAGAAAAAGAGAACAGCUUACCUUCUAAUAUAAAGGUUUCUGAGGAAGUUCCUUUUAUUCAUCCGUCGGCCAUUGAACUUUGCGCUCGAAAAGUUGCAGCCUCGAGUGGUGAUUUGCGAAAAGCAUUGGACAUAUGUAGACAUGCCAUUGAGUUAGUAGAACGCGAACAAAAGUCUCGUGGGUUGGAUACAGUUAUGUCAAUGGAAGCUUUACCAAGGGCAAGUAUUGCUCAUGUUGUUCGUGCUACCUCCGCUUUAAGUCAAUCUGCCAGUUCUCGUUUGAAGGAUCUAAGUCUUCAACAAAAAGCUAUAUUAUGCACGCUGGUCGUGUGUAACAAGUCUUUAAGCAUUAGUGACGUCUAUGAAAAGUAUAGUUCUCUAUGUUUAAGAGACAAGUUAAUUCACCCGUUGACAAGUUCAGAGUUUUGUGAUGUCGUGAAUUCGUUAGAUGCGCUUUCCAUCAUUCGUUUAAGAUCGAAACAAAGAAGCUCAAGAUCAAACGACCGGUUUGUGAAUUUAUUAGUUCCUGAAAUGGACAUCAUUACUGCAGUCGGAGGUAUUGGCACCUUGAAAAGAUUUUUCGACAAGCGCUAAGUAUUGCUCUACAUGCAGUUGGGAUAAUCAGGUAAAGAAGAAGGUGAUUACGGUUUCACUAACAAAACCAUUUUUCAGCGUUCGGUUUUGUUAGUAGGUUAAUUUAUUUAUAGGAUAAUGGGUAUCUUUUGUACGUUUAAUGAUUUGUUAUUACUUUCAGUUUAAUAUUCGAAAAAUAAAUUGUUCAAAAACAUUGCUUCG
This is a messenger RNA of Schizosaccharomyces octosporus yFS286, 2034 nucleotides long. RefSeq lists its product as uncharacterized. Gene Ontology annotation, molecular function: DNA replication origin binding; ATP binding; ATP hydrolysis activity. The transcript has a single exon. The record is from RefSeq and is a predicted model, not a curated record. NCBI's taxonomy places the organism in Eukaryota, Fungi, Ascomycota, Schizosaccharomycetes, Schizosaccharomycetales, Schizosaccharomycetaceae. Bases 73 to 1833 code for a protein of 586 amino acids. Gene Ontology annotation, cellular component: nucleus. Gene Ontology annotation, biological process: mitotic DNA replication checkpoint signaling; DNA replication initiation; cell division.